AUGAGCCAGCCACCAUCUCCUCGCUCUACCCAGAGCCGCGUCCCUCCAUCCUCAGCCGCCUUUCUCCAGCAGCUCCACAGCGACCCCUCCUCAAACCACAUAACCCUCUCCAAUCACCGCGUUACCGCCCCACACUCUGUAGUGGCCCCCCUCGAGCCUACGGUCAGCGACACUCCUCAUGGCUUCGCGCCCCAACGUGCGCAUACCAGCCCAGUAUCGCCCAUGGCGGGGCCAUCCGUCUUCAGCAGUCUGGGCAGGAAGCCAUCAAAGAGGGGCAGGCCGAAAACUGCUCCUUCCAGGCCCGAAGACGGUGCUGCUCAAACAGGGUAUGAAAGUCCAGAACUUCCAGAAUCGAUACCUCCCCAGCCAGAGCCUGUCGGAACGCCUGCUGCCGUUGCAGACACAUGCUUGAACAUGCUUGCUGCAGAAGAGGGCCUCGCCCCUGCAAUGGACGCAUUGGCGCUGUCCAAUGAACCCAAAACAUGUAUACUGGGGAGGGCGGGUUCCCUGACGGGCACACCAGAGUCGCAAACAGGUCACAGUCGCCCUACAGUACCGACCAGCAUGAACUGGGCCAUGUUCUCUCAGGCCUAUUCGCAUGGCCUGUUCGACCCGAACAGGGUGCCAAACCCCCCGUCGGCCUCCACGACUCCCAAUACCGCCGAUCUUCAUUCCACGCGGUCAUCACCAGGCCAAAAAUACGCUAUGCCACCCAGCGUACCCCGCCGACUUGUAGAGCCCAGCAGCAGCUCUGACGACUAUAGCUCAAAGAGUUCCAAAGGCUCCAAGGGAUCGACUACGACCUCUGUGAGCUCGGCGCCGUCGACUUCUUCCGCGGGUGUUUCUUCGAACGGCCGUCCAAUGUCUAUGGCUGCUUCACUGGCGGCGCGGAAAAAGGCGUUUGAACUGGAACAUCUCCCUCUACGCCCCGAGGCGCCCGUCAUUGGCACCGACAAAUUGGCAUUUCCCUCGUACUCUCUCGCCGCUGCUACCGUCAGGAUGGCAUCUACGAGCUUUCUUGACGACUUUUCUCCGCUGGCGAUACCCAGCCCUGAGCGAGAGCUGGUUGAUCCGAUGGCCAGUGUGACAUCGGGUGAUACAAACAGCAUGCGACAAGACAGCGCCAGCUCUGACCCUGGGUCUUCACGCUUUCCUCUGCAUCAUAGCAUGUCCAGUGCCGCGAACCCGUACACUAGCGGUUUGCGGCUGCCGACGAUUCAGGCGAGUCCCGUCAACACCCCUCUCGAAGGGCCACACCGCCCAAGACUAAAAGAGAGGUCGCCACCCAGGGUUCGGCACGGCUUGGUCGACAAGAGCAAGCUUCCCGUCGCCUCUGCGCCUUUAGAAAAAACGGUCGUCACGGAAAAUGCCACAGACUAUUUCGGAGCUGCUGCUACCGCUACGUCGCCCCCCGAGACAAACUCUACAUCGUCUACAGUCACCGACAAUACCCCUAAACCACCACUCAACUCGACAGCCACGUCCACCCAACAAGUCCCAUCCCUGACGCCCUCUUCUCAAAAAGUGCCGAUACCCGCGGUGCCCGUCCCAUCAGAUAUGGCCACUAUCUACGAGCAGUACGGAUGGUUACCAGCCCCGGUGCCGCCAGAUGAAAUUGCGAGAAGAAGGGCAUUGUAUAGGUUCAACAUUUUGAAUACUGCGGCCGAUAUCAACUUUAAUCGGAUAGCACACAUGGCGAAACUGGUGUUCAACCCGAAAAUCGUGCUGUUGACCCUGAUCGACAGUGACCAGCAGUGGUACAAAACGGGCAGUGGUGUUGGUAUGGGGUCAGAUAGGGGGCCGAGAGUGUCGAGUAUUUGUAGUCACGCGAUCCUUCCCAGAUCGGACGAGCCAUUUGUGGUCUUGGAUACCAGCCAAGAUUGGCGAUUCGCAAACAACCCUAAUGUUGUAGGCCCCCCGCAUGUCCGCUUCUACGCUGGUGCCCCUCUUCGAACAUCGGACGGAUACAACAUCGGGAGUCUUUGCAUCAUCGAUGACAAACCACGAACAGAGUUUACGCCACGUUCACGUCUGAUAUUGAAAGAGUUUGCAGCUGUUGCUAUGCGGGAGAUGGAGCUGUGGCGAGAUAAGCUACAAUUGCGUGUACGCGACAAGAUCCAAACCUCUAUGGAAAAGUUCACUCGCGAAUGUCUGGAAAUGGAUACUGCAUCAGCCAGCUCCAACGCCGACGCCGCAGCCAAGAUGGAUCAAGUCUACUCUCGAGCUGCCCAAUUGGUUUGCUCGACCAUCGGCCUCGACGGUUGCUUUAUUCUUGAUACCGGCCAGAUUGAGACGAUCAUAACAGAAACGCCCGAAGGCAAAAAAGUCACCUACCGCGCCAACCCGUAUAGCGCCGAACAUACGUCCCCAGUGCUCGAGAGACGCGAGUCAUAUGGUCCGAAGCUUUCAGAGUUUCUGGAAAACCACAGAGACGGGCGUAUAUUUGAAGGCACAGCGCCUCUCUGGAUCAGGUACAUGUUCCCCUCCAAAUUUCGCUUCGGCAUGGCAGUUCCCAUUUUCGGAGUGGACCAGCAUCCUUUUGCCAUGAUUUGUGCCUAUACCGCCAACCCAGAGAAGCAGUUCCUGGAAGGGUACGAGCUACAAUUCCUUCGAGCCAUUGGUGUCAUCAUCCUCUCUGCGGUUCUACGUCGACGUAUGCUGAUGGCAGACAAGACAAAGAGUAUCCUUAUCUCUUCUGUCAGUCACGAGCUGCGAACGCCACUGCACGGGAUCCUUGCUUCCGCCGAGCUCCUCAGUGAUACCCCACUCGAUUCUAAUCAGCUGUCAUUCCUCAAAACGGUCCAGACUUGUGGUAAUUCUCUUAUCGAGACCGUCAACCACGUCCUUGACUUUACCAAGUUGAGUGGUGGCCAUAGCCAUAAGACCACCGCAACAGAUCUUGACACGGUCAAUCUGGCGUCCUUGGUCGAGCAGACCGUUGAAGGAUGUUGGAUUGGCCAAAGAGCCAGAUCGUUUUUGGGCGAUAACGACAUCGGGAGUUUCUACGCUCCCCCGUCUUCAGCGGGCUACGUGCCCAAGUCUCAGCGGGCUGCCACUGAGGAGUCGCUGUCGUAUGUGGAAACAGUCAUUGAUAUCGAUCUGAGACAAAAGGGAUGGAAUGUUCGCUGUGAAAAGGGUGGUCUCCGUCGAGUGCUCAUGAACCUGGUUGGCAAUUCAUUCAAAUUUACCAAGGACGGCUAUGUUCAAAUUUCCCUUCGCGAGAUGCCCCACCCGCCCAAUGCCAGCAAAGUCCCUAUCGAGAUGACUGUCAUUGACACCGGCAAAGGUAUUGGCAAGGAUUUCCUCAAGGAUCAGCUUUUCCAUCCAUUCUCUCAAGAGAAUCCUCUUCAAACUGGUACUGGUCUGGGUCUAGCUAUUGUCAAUUCCAUCGUUCGAUCGGAAAGUGUCAAUGGUAAAGUCGACGUUUGGUCAGCCGAGGGAGUCGGAACAGAGAUCAAGGUCACCUUCGAAGCCGAAGUCAUCGACGAGGACGACGGAGACGUUGCCGUGUCGUCAAGCUCGUCUGUUGCGUCGAAUAACACGACGAUAUCCACAUUCGGUCGCGGCAUCUCUACUGCUUUCGUCUCUUUCCUUCCAGGGCACCAAGGCCACAUGCUUUUGUGCGAGGUUCUCAUUCGCUACGUCAACUAUUGGCAAUUUGAAGUGAAGGACGCUUCCUCAGCCGAUAUCAUCAUCAUCAACGACGACGAUGAAGACCUCGAGAGUUUCAGCAAAUCGCAGAAGCCUCUGAUCUGCUUGGCAGUUGGAAGAAAGUUUGGUACCAGCAGAGUCGUCGAAUCCAUCAAUAGGAGCGGUGGCUUCUGUCGUGUGGUUUUCAAACCUGUCGGUCCUACGGCUCUCCAGAAAGCACUCCUUGAGGCUUCAGAGUGGAUAGAAGAACGGGACCAGAGCGGGGAGCGCGAUCCUGUUGGAGAUCAUCUUCAUCUCAGCAUUGGAAGAGAGAACGUUGUGAACAGGCCUUCAUUUUCACGUGGAUCCUCCGGUGCCAGUCAGGAUUCUGCGUCCACGAUCAGCGGGAUCUCCUCCAUGAUAUCUAUGCCGAGGCCUCACAUCCCGCAAAGCAAUUCCAGAUUGCCUCUACAGCGCCGUAGGUCCGAAGAGAAUGAGCAUGCGCCCAGAAGGCCUAGCAUGGCGCCUCGCGGGAUGACCUUCCACAGCUCUCGUCGCAUCGUCACGCCGGGUCUAGGCGAUACUCCUUUGUCGUCACCAACGUUGAGUCAAGACUCUCCUACCUCGACACUGUCGACCAUCUCGCUAGCAGACGGGGGACUCAUGUUGAAGGCAGCAGCUGUCUCGUCUGGGACGCCAAGAAAGGAGAGGAAGGGUAGAGUGAUGGUUGUGGAAGACAACGCCAUUAACCGAAGAGUAUUGGCCGCGUUUCUGAGGAAGAAGGGAUUCGAGUACGCAGAGGCGGUAGAUGGUCAAGAAGGUGUCGAUCUCUUUGAGGCUUCGCCACCAAAUACCUGGGACGUCAUUCUCAUGGACAUAACCAUGCCAAAUUUAAAUGGCCAUCAGGCUACUCGCGCCAUCCGCCGUAUCGAAGCUCUUCGUCGGAACAAUCUAUCGGACAUUCCCAUGGCGAGAACCAAGAUCUUUGCUUUGACCGGACUUGCCACGCCAGAUGACAAGAGGGAGGCGUUCGGGAGUGGAGUUGACGGAUAUCUCGUAAAACCUGUAUCAUUAGCUAGUUUGGACAUCAUCCUGAGGAAAAUCGGGUUCUGA
Messenger RNA from Cryptococcus wingfieldii CBS 7118, 4743 nucleotides. RefSeq names its product two-component system sensor protein. Lineage: Eukaryota; Fungi; Basidiomycota; Tremellomycetes; Tremellales; Cryptococcaceae. The transcript has 11 exons. Bases 1 to 4743 code for a protein of 1580 amino acids. Gene Ontology annotation, biological process: protein autophosphorylation; phosphorelay signal transduction system. The record is from RefSeq and is a predicted model, not a curated record. Gene Ontology annotation, molecular function: protein binding; histidine phosphotransfer kinase activity; phosphorelay sensor kinase activity.